AUGCGUGAAGUAAUAAGUAUCCACGUAGGUCAAGCUGGUGUCCAAAUCGGCAAUUCAUGCUGGGAACUGUAUUGUUUAGAACACGGCAUCAAACCAAAUGGUGAAAUUCCAGAUGAUCAGCUGAAAACUGGAGGAUUUCAGGAGGCCUACGAUACUUUUUAUAGUGAAGGUGCUGCUGGCAGACGUGUUCCAAGAGCAGUAUUUGUUGAUUUAGAACCUACUGUUAUUGACGAAAUUCGUACAGGUGAAUACCGACAACUAUUUCAUCCAGAUCAACUGAUCACUGGUAAUGAAGAUGCUGCUAAUAACUAUGCGCGUGGUCACUACACCAUAGGUAGAGAGUUGAUAGACGAAGUCCUGGACAGGAUCAGAAAGCUUUCUGAAAAUUGCCGUGGACUUCAAGGAUUCCUGAUAUUUCAUAGUUUUGGUGGAGGCACUGGAUCUGGUUUCAGUUCAUUGUUGAUGGAAAGACUUUCUGUUGAUUAUGGCAAGAAAUCUAAGUUGGAGUUCUCUAUAUAUCCUGCACCACAAAUCUGUACUGCUGUAGUGGAACCAUACAAUGCUGUGUUGACCACACAUACAACCCUUGAGCACUCCGAUUGUUCUUUUCUCGUCGAUAAUGAAGCUAUUUACGAUUUAUGUAGAAGGAACUUAAACGUUGAACGGCCAUCUUACACAAAUCUCAAUCGAUUGAUCAGCCAAAUUGUGAGUUCAAUCACUGCCUCGUUACGUUUUGAUGGAUGUCUGAACGUAGAUCUAACGGAAUUUCAAACCAACUUGGUGCCGUAUCCGAGAAUUCAUUUUCCAGUCGCCACGUAUGCUCCUAUCAUAUCUUCCGAGAAAGCCUACAAAGAGCAACUGACAGUGAGUGAAUUGAGUAAUGCUUGUUUUGAACCAGCAAACCAAAUGGUAAAAUGUGAUCCAAGGAAUGGCAAAUACAUGUCUUGCUGUAUGUUGUUCAGGGGUGACGUCGUACCAAAAGAUGUUAGUGCGGCUAUAGCUAAUAUUAAAACUAAGCGUUCAAUACAGUUUGUAGACUGGUGUCCAACAGGAUUUAAAGUUGGUAUCAAUUACCAACCGCCAUCUGUUGUUGUUGGUGGUGAUUUAGCCAAGGUCCCCAGAGCUGUUUGUAUGCUGAGCAACACAACAGCUAUUUCAGAGGCAUGGAAUAGAUUAGAUCAUAAAUUCGAUCUAAUGUAUGCUAAGAGAGCCUUUGUCCAUUGGUAUGUUGGUGAAGGUAUGGAAGAAGGUGAAUUUGCUGAAGCUAGAGAAGAUUUAGCUGCUCUUGAGAAAGAUUAUGAUGAGGUAGCAGCUGAAUCAUUAGAUUAUGAAGAUGAUGAUGACGUUGAACAUUCAGAAUAUUAA
Messenger RNA from Lottia gigantea (owl limpet), 1365 nucleotides. RefSeq lists its product as hypothetical. NCBI's taxonomy places the organism in Eukaryota, Metazoa, Mollusca, Gastropoda, Lottiidae. The record is from RefSeq and is a predicted model, not a curated record. The transcript has 3 exons. The coding region runs from base 1 to 1365 and encodes 454 amino acids. Gene Ontology annotation, biological process: microtubule cytoskeleton organization; mitotic cell cycle. Gene Ontology annotation, cellular component: microtubule; cytoplasm. Gene Ontology annotation, molecular function: GTP binding; structural constituent of cytoskeleton.